UAUCUACCCAUUUCGAAUCAAUUCCUUGUCUUCACUUACAGUUAUUUAUAACUCGCAGUAUGGAAACGAGCCUUACAGCAUGGAAUUCACGGAAUUGUGCUUUGUUUAUCGUGUUGGCGUGCGGCAGGAAUGAUUCCUCACGUUUGUUGCUCACAGUUCCUAACAGAAUCCAUCCGGUUCAAAUCUAUUAGUCUAAUAAUAAAAACCGCGACGAUUUUUACUGCGCGCCCCCGUUUAACUGAAAAUGAUGUUUCGGAACAGCCCUUUUGAGAACAAUUUUCGUAGCUUGGAUCAAGAGAGGAUCAGCAAAAUGUUCGGGAUGUUCAACGGGGCCUUCUCGCCGUCGCCGGGCUCAGGAUACAUCCCGGAGAUGGAGCAGAUCAUCAGUCAACUGGAAAGGGGCACUUUGGUGAUGAAGUACUCUCUGAGAAAAAAAGCGGAGCAUAAGACUUUGGCUAUACGGAGAGAGACUCGGCAGAUUGUCUGGACACGGGCCACUACUACCAACGCCAGGCCAGUCCAUGAUGGUGCUGUUGACUUGAGGAAGAUCAAAGAAAUUCGUUUAGGGAAGAAUUCCAAAGACUUUGAUAAAUGGGCGGACGAUUCAAAGAAGAUUGAGAAUCUCAAGUGUUUUGUGGUGUAUUAUGGAUCUGAAUUUAAGUUGAGGGUCCUCAGUAUUGCUGCACUAUCCGAAAAAGAAUGUGAAUUGUGGGUGAAGGGUUUGCGUUACUUAGUCAAAGAUACCAUUAACGCCCCCUACCCUCUCCAAGUACAAGUAUGGCUCAGGCGGGAGUUCUACGCCAUGGAGAAUUCCUCAGAAACCAUAAACAUUAAAGACUUAAAAGCGUUCCUACCUCGAAUAAAUUACAAAAUUCCGACGAACAAACUUAGAGAAUUAUUUAACGAAGUCGAUACGCGGAAACGAGCAGAGAUUGGAUUCGACGACUUUGCCGUUCUGUACCAGAAGAUCAUCUUCGACGAAAGUAACUGCGCCGAGAUUUUUGAUAAAGUCAACCUGUAUUCAUCGAAUAUGAAAACCGUCAGUCUACAAGAAUUCCAAAGUUUUUUGUUAAAGGAGCAAAACGACGAGUUGAGUAUCGACGACCGGGCCGUCUCCCGAUUUAUCUGUGAUUUUUUGAAGGACCCUCAAAGGGAGGUGCAGGAGCCCCAUUUCACGAUUGGUGAAUUUUUGGAUUUUCUUUUUUCGAAAGAGAACGACUUAUGGGAUCCGUCGAAAGAUACGGUGUACCAUGACAUGUCCAGACCGCUUUCUCACUAUUGGAUAGCGUCUUCUCACAACACAUAUCUCACCGGUGAUCAAUUAUCAAGCGAAUCUUCAGUAGAAGCGUAUGCCAGAUGCUUGCGAAUGGGCUGUAGAUGUAUAGAGUUGGACUGCUGGGAUGGUCCAGAUGGUAUGCCGUUCAUCUACCAUGGUCAUACUUUUACGACCAAAAUCAAAUUCAUGGAUGUGAUCCGGACCAUAAAAGAACACGCUUUUGCCACUUCGGAAUAUCCGGUGAUUUUAUCGAUUGAAGAUAAUUGUUCGUUGCCCCAGCAGAGGAAAAUGGCGACUGCUAUGCAGGAAGUCUUUGGCGAAUCUCUCGUCAUCCACCCCGUCGAAAAAAAUGAAAAACAACUCCCCUCCCCGUACCAGCUGCGUCGCCGCAUCAUCCUCAAACACAAGAAACUUCCAGAAGGCCAGGACGAAUCCUCCUUCCUCAUCCGCAACGAGGGUAGCGAGAUGGACCUGCGCAAUUCUGUCCACAACGGCAUCAUGUACCUGGAAGACCCCGUCGACAAAGAGUGGAACCCGCACUUCUUCAUCCUCACCCAGAACAAACUCUUCUACACCGACAGCUACAAGCCGGACCAGGAGUCCGAGCGCUCCGAGGACGAGGACGACAGCGCCGCCUUCCAGCGCUCCAAGUCGGACGUGCCGAACGAGGAGCUCCACUUCAGCGAGAAGUGGUUCCACGGCAAGCUGGCCAAGGGGCGCGAGGAGGCCGAGCAACUGCUGAAGACGUACUCGCACCUGGGGGACGGGACGUUCCUGGUGAGGGCGAGCGUGACGUUCGUGGGGGAGUAUUGUCUGUCGUUCUGGAGGAACGGGCAGGUGAAUCAUUGCCGGAUCAGGUCGAAGCCGGAUAAGCAACACACGAAAUACUAUCUGACGGAUGCGAAGUACUUCGACAGUUUGUACAGUCUGAUAACGCACUAUCGGAACUGUCCUCUAGUCACUGCGGAGUUUUCGAUUACGCUGCAGGAGCCGGUGCCGCAGCCGAAGAAGCACGAGACGGAGGAGUGGUACCAUCAGCAUACGGGGAAGAUACAGGCGGAUGAGAUUUUGAAGAGGGUGAAGACUGAAGGGGCUUUCUUGGUUAGGCCCAGUGAGAAUGAUGCAAAUUGUUAUACUAUUAGUUUUAGGGCAGACAGAAAAAUCAAACAUUGUCGAAUUAAAUUGGAAGGACGAUUAUACACAAUCGGUAACGUUGAAUUUGAAAGUCUGGUAGAAUUAAUUAAUUAUUAUGAAAAUCACCCUUUGUACAAACGAGUCAAGCUUAGUUAUCCGAUUAGUGAAGAUGCCGUGAAGAGAAUGACAAUGGAACAAGACGACGCUGUCGGUUACAACAGUACGCCCUCAUACAUGGACCCCAGUGCUUUCACCCCUCCAAAAAUCACCGUCAAAGCUCUCUACGACUACCGAGCCCAACAACCCGACGAACUCUCUUUUUGCAAACAUGCGAUUAUUACCAACGUUACCAAACCAGAAAACAGUGCGGGUUGGUGGCGAGGCGACUACGGAGGGAUGAAACAACAUUUCUUCCCUGCCAACUACGUCAUGGAAUUGGACCGAAUGGAUUCUCAAGACGGCAGCGACGAUGGGUCGGGAGAAUCAAUGCUGCAAGGACAACUCGACAUGAAUGGUGCUGUUGUAGACUUGUUCCAUAAUCCAGAACGUCCAGGCCUUGAAUGGGUGUUGAAGAUAGUGACUUCGACGGCUUGUACACCGUUGGAGGUCGCAGUCCAAACGCGCGAUUUGGCUCUAGAAUGGUUAAUGUACAUUAAAGAAGUAGCCCAACGCGCAUGCGCCCUCGAAAACCAACACCGCGAAAUGGAGCGCACCUUCCGCAUCGCCAAGGAAAUGUCCAAUUUGAUUAUCUACUGCCGUUCCAUAACGUUCAACAUGGACAGAGCCCGCCAGCAGAACUUCAUAUUCUACGAAAUGUCAUCCUUCCCCGAAACCAAAGCCGAAAAGUUGAUCUGUCACCAAGAGAAGAAGUUUUUCGUCAAGUACCAUCAACUUCAAUUCUCACGGGUGUACCCUAAGGGCCAGCGCGUGGACUCGUCGAACUAUAACCCCAUUAACAUAUGGAACAUGGGCUCGCAAAUGGUGGCCCUUAAUUAUCAGACCGGCGACAAACCCAUGCAGUUGAAUCAAGCGAAGUUUAGGGACAACGGAAAUUGUGGGUAUUUGUUGAGGCCCGAUUUUAUGUUCAGGGAUGAGUUUGAUCCGGCUGAUAAGAAUACGUUGGUGGGAGUGGAACCCUGGACUGUUACUUUGAGGAUUAUAGCGGCGAGGCACUUGUGCAGGCCGAGGAGGGGAACUGCGAGUCCGUUUGUGGAGGUCGAAGUUAUUGGGGCACCGUUUGAUUCGGGGGUUAAGUUGACCACAAAACCGAUUGGCGAUAACGGAUUCAAUCCUAGGUGGAUGGACGAAGUAAUCGAGUUUCCAGUGUAUAAUCCGUAUUUUGCGCUAUUAAGGUUUUUGGUUCAAGAUGAAGAUGUUUUCGGUGAUCCAAAUUUCAUAGGCCAAGCUACUUAUCCCGUGACGUGUUUGAGGACGGGUUAUAGGAGCAUCUGGCUGAGAAACGUCUUCAGUGAGGAUUUAGAAUUAGCCUCACUGCUUAUUCACAUUAACAUAAAACAAACUUCCGUAAGUCCUCCAUAAUUUAAGGUUCAAGAAAACGUGUGGUGAUAGAACUUCAAAGCGACUUUCUUGUAGCGCGUAGAAAUUAGAACAUGACAAUAUCAAGUAAACAUUUGUUAAAAGACUUUACAAUAUUUUAAUUGACUUUUGCAGGCAUUUAUAUUUAUACAUAUCAUCAACAAAACAGAUUUAUACACCUUCUGAAUCAUAUCAUUUUAGAAAAAAAAGAGAUAUCUAUUUUGUAUGAGAUAAAUUAUAUUUUCGGAACGUCCUUCUGUUGUAUCAACAGUUUUGGCUUCACUUUUUGUAUCAGUAUGCAAAUAGGUGUGGAUGCAUUUUUUUAUAUUAUCGUGUAUUGAGCCAAAUAAUUUUAUUAAAGUGUUAUUUUUAGAGUUUAUUGCCGCAAGAGGCGCCAUGUAAACUUAGGUCAUCCAUUUCUCGUUAAUAGUAUAGCAAUGUUAAAGACUAAACCGGUCUAGACUUAAGACUGUUGCGAUCAUUUUUACAUUUAUUGCAAUAAAUUAUAUACAGAAAUUAUAUUAACAACUUGUCUUCUUGUUAAUUAUUGAGAAUAAAAUGCUUUAAGUGUU
Messenger RNA from Zophobas morio, 4518 nucleotides. It is a transcript of the gene sl, whose product is annotated as 1-phosphatidylinositol 4,5-bisphosphate phosphodiesterase gamma-1. Gene Ontology annotation, molecular function: phosphatidylinositol-4,5-bisphosphate phospholipase C activity; protein binding. The coding region runs from base 245 to 3949 and encodes 1234 amino acids. Lineage: Eukaryota; Metazoa; Arthropoda; Insecta; Coleoptera; Tenebrionidae. The transcript has 12 exons. The record is from RefSeq and is a predicted model, not a curated record. Gene Ontology annotation, biological process: phospholipid catabolic process; release of sequestered calcium ion into cytosol; positive regulation of epithelial cell migration.